Trichechus manatus latirostris (Florida manatee) is the source of this 1719-nucleotide messenger RNA. RefSeq names its product protein disulfide isomerase like, testis expressed (gene PDILT). Gene Ontology annotation, cellular component: endoplasmic reticulum. Gene Ontology annotation, biological process: protein folding. The coding region runs from base 1 to 1719 and encodes 572 amino acids. The transcript is spliced from 11 exons. NCBI's taxonomy places the organism in Eukaryota, Metazoa, Chordata, Mammalia, Sirenia, Trichechidae. The record is from RefSeq and is a predicted model, not a curated record.
AUGGAGCUGCUGUGGACGCCCCUGCUGCUGGUAGCUUCUUGUGUUGCUGCUGUGCUGGGCUCGCCAGAGGUGGAUCUCAAAGAGGUAUCCCAGCCCCUGCACAUCCGGGAGGAAGGCAACCUGCUGGUGCUGACGUCAGCGGGUCUGACCCAGAUGUUGAACCAGACCCGCUUCCUCAUGGUGAUUUUCCACAACCCAUCCUCCAAGCGAUCCAGGAAUCUGGCUGAGGAGCUGGGCAGAGCUGUGGAGAUCAUGGGUAAAGGCAAGAAUGGGCUUGGCUUCGGCAAAGUGGACAUCACCACUGAGAAGGAGCUUCAGGAGGAAUUUAAUAUUAAAAAGGCCCCAGAGGUGAAGCUGUUUUUUGAAGGCAACAGGUCUGAACCCAUCAGCUGUGAAGGUGUGGUUGAAUCUGCUGCCUUGGUGGUUUGGUUGAGAAGACAAAUUAGCAAGAAAGCAUUUUUGUUCAACAACAGCCAGCAGGUUGUGGAGUUUGUGAGAUCCAGGCCUUUGGUCAUCGUUGGCUUCUUCCAGGAUUUAGAGGAAGAAGUAGCAGAAUUGUUCUAUGAUGUGAUCAAAGACUUCCCAGAGCUAACUUUUGGAGUGAUAUCGAUUCCCAAUACCAUUGGGCGGUUCCACGUCACCCUCGACAGUGUCCUGGUGUUCAAAAAGGGAAAAGUUGUGAACCGCCAGGAGCUUAUUAAUGACAGUACCAAUAAGCAAGUCCUCAGUCAAGUCAUUAAACAGCACCUCACAGAUCUUGUUAUUGAAUACAACACCGAGAAUAAGGAUCUGAUUUAUGAGUUGAACAUCCUGAAUCACAUGAUGCUGUUUGUCUCCAAAAGCUCAGAGUCAUUUGGUACCAUAAUUCAGCAGUAUAGGUUGACAUCAAAGGAAUUCCAAAACAAGAUCCUUUUCAUCCUUGUGAAUACCGAUGAACCCAGAAACAGACGUGUCUUCGAGUACUUCCGGAUCACCGAGGUUGAUAUCCCAUCUGUCCAAAUCCUAAACUUAACCUCUGAUGUGAGGUAUAAAAUGCCUGCGGAAGAGAUAACCUAUGAAAACCUUAAGAAAUUCGGCAUCAGCUUCUUGAGUAGAAGUGCCAAGAAACAUCAAUCCAGUGAAGAGCUUCCAAAAUAUUGGGACCAGGGACCGGUUAAGCAGCUCGUGGGAAAGAACUUCCACAUAGUCGUCUUUGACAAGGAAAGAGAUGUGUUUGUGAUGUUCUAUGCGCCCUGGUCUAAAAAGUGCAGGGCGCUAUUCCCACUGUGGGAAGAAUUGGGCAGAAAGUAUCAAAACCACUCCACAGUCACCAUCGCCAAGAUUGACAUCACGGCAAACGACAUUCAGCUCAUGAACCUGGACCGGUACCCAUUCUUCAGGUUUUUCCCCAUCAACUCUGAACAAGGUGUAAUAUAUAAGGGAGAAUAUACUGUGAAGGGCUUUUCUGAUUUCCUGGAAAGUCAAAUCAAUACCAGGAUUGAGGAAGAGGACGAGAUAUUAUUUGUUGAGCAAAGCGAGCUGGUAGAAGAGAAGGUAUUGCCUGAGGAAGAGGAGGAAACUUUUGAGAAGAAAGAGUUAUCUGAGCAGAAGUUGCCUGUGCUAGAGAACGUGACCAGGCUGGAAGAGCCAGAUGGGCAGAAGGAACUAGUGGAGGAGGUGGCUAAGCCAAUGGGACCUCCAAGACAAGAGAAGAAACCAAGAGUCAAGGAAGAACUUUAG